AUGCAAGUGCGAGGUCAGACGCAACGUAAAAUGCCGCAGAGAUCAAGGUCCUUUCACAUGAAGGAGUUUUUCAAUCAGUCCUUCCCCUUCAGGUACUCAAAGCUCGGCAACCACGCAAGAGAUGAACAAAACAUAUUCUGUGCAGAUAUACUUUCCACUGAUUUCAUCAUCGACAAGUUGAUGGAAGUCAGGAACAACACUGAAGUCGUCAAGCUGGAAGUUGAAGAUCUCCUAACCAGUUCACACCACGCCCUGCUUCCCCUCAUCAAAGCUUUAGUGGUUUCUGGGAAGCGAGAUUGGCAGUCAAUCAAAUUCGUGGAUGCUGUGGAAUCUGACCUCUUUGCGUUGUGGCAGCAACAGAAGCAAGCCAUCAUGCAAGACUAUGAGGAGUCCAUUGAUGAUAAUAGCAAAUUCAAUGAAGUUGUGUCCUUUGAUGCAACUAUCACAAUUGCUCAGGGGACCCCAUCCUAUGUUUUGAGGGACAUCUUACAAAGCCUUCGACAAGGCAAAGACAAGACUAUCUCAAAUGUCUCAUUUGACGGCAGCUUUGUUGGUGUGGACAAAGCAGUUGUCCCAACCCUCCUCAAAAAGAAUAUUGACCCUGUGUCAGGAGAGACAACAGAAGAAGUCACCAUCUCUGUUCUCUCAGGGUGGUCCAAGUCCUCUGCACUUGAUUGGAAAAUUCUUCUAAAUGCAUGUGUGGGACAACUGCAGCAACCAACAGACGCAGCAGCAACUGCGAAUCCAGGACCACCCCUUCGGCGGGCCGAGAGUGCUCAGGGUCCAAUAGUUCGUCCACAAUCACAAGCGCCAAAGGCAUCCAAUGCCAAAGCGCCGCUUAGAAGAUCAAGGACGUUAGAGGGACGACCACGUCUGCCGCGUCGAAUGAAUAGCAAUCGCUCACUCCGCAGAACAAAAUCCGCUAACGAAAGCACCUCUCCUCCGACAGGUUCCCAGCGGUCUGCUUCUAUGCCCUUGCACAAAAGAAAAACGCGCAGAGGCGGUGCUAAUAGCGAAGAAGGGAGGUCAAGUCAGGAGCGAAGGUCCAGAAGACAAAGGCUCUCCGAACACCGCACCGCAAGGCAGCCUAGCAAUCACAGAAGACCCAGGAGAAAGUCGAAUGAUGCACUCUCACAGUCAGGCCACAUCGUCAGACCCAGGUCUUUGCCGCCUCAAAGCUCUCAUUCUUUUCCUAGCCCAAUGUUUGCAGAAUCUCCCGACUAUGAUUGGACGAUUGGCGUCUACCUCAAUACCCGUGCUCCCAAUGCAGCCUAA
Seminavis robusta is the source of this 1275-nucleotide messenger RNA. The record is from the annotation of a GenBank genome assembly. Lineage: Eukaryota; Bacillariophyta; Bacillariophyceae; Naviculales; Naviculaceae.